Messenger RNA from Paramecium sonneborni, 513 nucleotides. The record is from the annotation of a GenBank genome assembly. NCBI's taxonomy places the organism in Eukaryota, Ciliophora, Oligohymenophorea, Peniculida, Parameciidae.
AUGAUGUCUAAAAUAUAAGUUGAUUUUGCUAAAACAGUAGAGGAUCCUAAUUUACCUAGACCUUGGUCAAGAAAUACUCACGGAUUAUCAGCAUUUCAAAAAAACUAUAAAAUUGAAGAACCAUUUGUCAUUAAAAAAAUAAAUGAUAAAUAACUAUAAGAAUAACUAUAUAAAUCAAUAGAACCUUAAAAAGAAUAAAAAUCUAAAAAAAUUUAAGAGUUCUUAUAAUAAAUCAAAACUAAUUAGAAACCAAUCAGGAAAUCUCUUGGAAUGAUAAUAAAAAUAAUUAAGUUGAUCAAAUAUUUGAAAAAUCGAUAAAGGAAAACCAAAAAUAUUUUUUUAUAGUUUCAUCUAAACUUUUAAACACACUUUCCUUUGAUAUCUCCAUAAAAAUUUUAUAUUUUUUCUUAAUUUCAUUACAUAAACAAUAAAUUUAUUUCCAUUUUAUUGAUUUAUAUUUGGCUAGUUUUGGUACAAAUAUUUGAUAUUUAGGCAAUCUUCUUUCUGAUUUGA